UGACAGUUGCAGUUGUGACCAGUCCCAGCCGCGCCCCACGCUACAAGCCACCGCCAUUCGUCACCCUAUUGGUCACCCAGCUGCAGCCUACAAAACCAACGGUCCCGAGUUCGAUUCCCAGCGAGCCAGCCGUGCUGCCAAGACCCUCUAGAUCGUUUGAUUAUUACGUCAGCAGAGGACCGCCGCAGUGCUGAAACAGAGUUGUGAGGAAAAACCAAGAUGGCGAUCAUGUACAGUCCUCGAGCGGCGUGGUUUGUGGGGAUUUUGUUGGUGAUUCUCGGGUUCGUGAGUUUCAUCACGGGAAUCGUGGGGCUGGGAGCGUGUCACGGGCAGUGUGCGCCGCUGGUGGCUCUGACAGGCGCGCCCAUAUGGAGCGGCAUCGCGGUGAUCAUCGCUGGUGUAUUUGCCGUGGCCUCAGCACGGAGACCCGAGAACGGAUGCCUGAUCACCACAUUCUUGACCUUUGCCCUCCUGGCCGCCCUGCUUACCCUCAUCUGUUGGCUCAUCGCGCUCAUCGAGAUCGGCGAAUGGAACCCGCCGUACGUGACCGUGAGGCGCCCGGCCGCUGCCGGUAACGACGCCGCCGAUGAGUUCCCGACCCCCGCCUCUGUGCCGGGUACCGCUAACGUGCUGGCCGGGACCGGAGCAGACGCUGACGCCGCUGCAGGCCCCACCGAGGAGCCCGAGGUCUACUGGCCGUACUAUGACGACCACUGGGCCCUGUGGGGAAUUAUCUUCAUCUUCGCCGUGAUCGAGUUCGUGCUGUCCCUGAUCGCCGCCAUCAUCAGCUGCCUCGGACUCUGCACCGGUUACCAUGGACACGAGGCCCCAGCUAUCGUGGUGUAUGACGGGACCAAGGCCGUAGCCCUGAAGCCAGGCCAAAGGGCAGUGCAGCAGCCGGACGGGUCCAUCAAGAUUGUUGCCUCAGGUACCCCGAAAGAAGCGACCCCUGACGUCCCCAAGGAUACUGCAGAGACAAUCACUGAGACUGCGCCGCCUGCCGAGUCCACGCCGGAACCGGAACCGGAGGCCAAGCCGGAACCGGAAGCCGAAGCUAAACCGGAACCGGAACCGGAGCCCGCAACUCCAUCCACACCGGAAUCGGAAGCAACAACAGAACCGGCAUCGGAACCGGCAGCUGAACCGGAACCGGAAGCAGCAGCCGAACCGGAACCGGAAGCAGCGGCUGAACCGGAACCAGCUAGCGUCUAGCAUGCGUAGAGGAUAGAACAAUUCUGUUGAAGUGAAUAGGAAUAUGCCAAUACAAUUCGUCUACAAAUUCCAAAUGUGUACAUUCCUACAGUAUUAUUUGGAAGGACACAAAUCUAACGUUUUC
This is a messenger RNA of Branchiostoma belcheri (Belcher's lancelet), 1336 nucleotides long. RefSeq lists its product as uncharacterized. Lineage: Eukaryota; Metazoa; Chordata; Leptocardii; Amphioxiformes; Branchiostomatidae. The transcript has 8 exons. Bases 220 to 1212 code for a protein of 330 amino acids. The record is from RefSeq and is a predicted model, not a curated record.